AUGCCCCCUUUAGCAGGGUCAAAAUUCCGGCCAAAUGGGGUUCCUCAAGAAUCAAAUUCUAAUAUAAUUACAAUUGAUGUGGGUGGUCAGAUUUUUCAAACCACAAAACAAACCCUAGUUUCAGCUGGCUCAAAAUCAUUAUUAUCCAGGAUUGCCAAUUCUGAUAAUACAAUCCCUUUUAUUGAUAGAGACCCUGAACUUUUUUCAAUUAUACUUUCCCUCCUUAGAACUGGGAAUCUUCCCUCAAAAGCUAGAUCUUUUGAUAUUCAAGACCUGAUUUUUGAGGCUCAGUUUUAUGGAAUUGAAAACCUAUUAGUAAAUUCCAAAUCAAACCCCUCUCAAUUUGAUGCAUUUAACCUUGAAAAAUCAUUGGUUUUACCUAUGAGUGGCCGGGAUUCGCCAUCGGCUAUCUCGACUACAGAGUAUGAAUCACUUCAUGUUGCUCAUGGUAGUAAAAUCACUUCCUUUGAUUGGUCAUUGCAAAGAAAAUCCACCAUAUUGACUCAUUUCACAGCCAUUGAUUCGUUAUUAGCAUUAUCGGAUAAAGUUGCUGCAGCCGGGGCCACAGACUUUUCAGGGUUACAAAUUAUAGAUCUUGAUAAUGGUUUUGUUAAACAGACGUUGAAUUGGGAGAAUGUCACAAGGUCUGGUUCUACGGUGCAAGCCAUUGGGGUGUCGCCUGAGUACUUAUUCACAAGCUUUGAAUCCGUCCGGAGAAAUUCAAAUUGCAUCAUGUUAUAUGAUCUUAAUGAUAGUUUAAGACCAGUAACCAAGAUAGGUCAUUAUGAAAUUUUCGGCGCUGAUUUAGAUUCUGCGAUUCCAGCCACUAAACUGCAAUGGGUUUCUAGUCAAAAUUUGUUGAUGGCCUUGGGUUCUCACAGUGGACCGUCUGGUGUACUAGGCAAUAUAAGGUUUUGGGAUAUAAGGUCGAGGAAUGUAGUUUGGGAACUUAAGGAGAGAGUUGAUUGUUUUGCAGAUGUAGCAGUAUCAAAUUCACUUUCGUCGAUAUUUAAAAUUGGUGUGAAUACAGGUGAAGUGUUCUUUGCCGAUUUGAGGAGUAUGGGUGCUGAUAAUUCUUGGGUUUGUCUUGGUGAUGACCGAAAGGUGGCAAAUGGGAGGAAAGAAGGUUUUGGAUGUAAAGUCGGAAUCCAUGGAAACCAUGUCUUCUGCUGUAAAGGAGGAAACAUCGAGCUGUGGUCUGAGGUUCAAAUUGGUUCUACGCAAAACAAGGAAGGUCAUUUACCGGAGAGAGUCUUCCGGAAGAACAUGAUGGGACGUGCAAAAGAUAUUGGAGGGAGCCGUAUAACCAACUUGGAUUUUGGAGGGAAUACAAUGUUUGUGACAAGAAAGGAUCAGCACUGCGUUGAAGUUUGGGGUUCCUCGAGGGGGUUGUGA
Fraxinus pennsylvanica is the source of this 1395-nucleotide messenger RNA. The record is from the annotation of a GenBank genome assembly. NCBI's taxonomy places the organism in Eukaryota, Viridiplantae, Streptophyta, Magnoliopsida, Lamiales, Oleaceae.